Molecule: messenger RNA, 1044 nt
Organism: Pseudozyma hubeiensis SY62
Lineage: Eukaryota; Fungi; Basidiomycota; Ustilaginomycetes; Ustilaginales; Ustilaginaceae
Exons: 3
Coding region: 1-1044 (347 amino acids)
Biological process (GO): kinetochore assembly
Cellular component (GO): kinetochore
Source: RefSeq, a predicted model, not a curated record
AUGACCGUUUCACCGCUCGACGCCCUCCUCGCCACCUUUGACAGGCACAUUGAUUCCCACACAGCAGCAGCAGCAGCACAGCGCGCCGCCGCAUCAACAUCCGAAGCUGGGCCUUCCAGCCUCGGCCUUCGUAGAAAUGAGCUCCGCAACCUCAUAGCUCCCUCCACCUCCGCGAGCUCCUCGUCGGAAGCUCAGCUAUCACCGCUCGAGCGCGCGGUCUACUACGAAGUAGAGAACCGACGUCACAGCCUCAAUCGCAAAACCAAAGAGCUCGACUUCUGGGAGGCGUACGAGAAUGAGCUGACGAACAAGCCGAUGAAGAUGCCUACCAGCUCGUCGGCGCUGGAGCGGCAGAUCGCAGAGAAGAAGCAAAGACUGCGGCAGCUGGAAGCGGAGAACAGGCUCAAAGUGGAGACGGCGAGAGCGUUGGAGUCGAGCGCAGUGAUACAAAAGGUGCUUUCGACCACAUCGCCUGCGAGCAACAAGGGAGAGCGUGAUACGGAUGGGAAACACUAUUCAUCGACAAGAGAAUUGCUGGACGAAAGAGAUGAUCAGGCGCUGGAGUUCUUGAGAGUGUUCAACGAGAUUCGAUCGAUCAAAGAGCAGAGAGUUGAGGUCAAGGCAAAGAUCAGAGAUCAACGACUGGACACCAUGAAGCUUCUGGAAAACAUCAAAAGCAUUAAAGCCGACAUUCGCAAUCGCCAGCUGCAUCCAGCUGGCUCAGCAACAAACGACCCGGACGCGUCACAAGACAUUGCCGUGGUGCAGAAGGUACAACAGAUGCAACGAGAGGUCAACGAGGCACGAUCGAAAAAGGAGCUCGUUAAGGGAAUCCUGCGCGGUCUAAUUCUGGAGUCGGGAAGGGACUGGACCAAGAGCCAAUCGACGAGAGCACUGAUGCUGUCGCUCGACGACGAGGAGGAUGCUUCUGACGAUGCGUUCAGUGAGGACGAGGAAGAUGGCAGGGACGAUGCUGACGAGGAGGAAGAUGAAGAGAUCGACGACGAAUUCGAUGUCGAGGAGGAUGCCGAUGACCAGGCGUAG